AUGAUACAUGUCUCUUCACUGUUCUCCGGCCGAUACUUUCCAAAGAUGUUCUCUUCUUAUCUGCCUCCAGAAAUUAUUCUCAAAAUCCUCUCUCUUCUUCCGGGCAAAACAUUACCAAAACUCCGAUUAGUUUCAAAGCAAUUCAACUCCCUAAUCUCCGAACCCUACCUCCUCCGUCUCCACCACCGAUUUGCCCUAAACUCCUUCUCUAUCCUCACCGCCUUCACCGCUCUACGAUCAUCCCUCACCGUAGAGCUCAAACUCUUCCUCUUCACCAAACCCAACCAUGACCAAACACAGAAAACCAUCACAAAACGCUUCCUUGGAGACAGAGUCAGAGUUUUCUCUUCUAACCAUCAGCUUCUCUGUUUCGUGUCUGACAAGGAACACUUUCUCUUUGACCCUAUCAACCAAAAAACCCGAGAAUUACCCAAAUCCUCCUCUUUUUCUUCUUCCCCUAAUGUUAUCUCCUUCGGAUUCGUUUCCUCGACGUUACAAUACAAAAUCAUCAGAUUUUUCCUUCCUUAUUACCCAAUCUGCAAAUUCGAGAUACUCACAGUUAACAUCACGGGAAGAAAUUACAAACAUUAUCUCGAGAUCUCUCCAUGGAAAUCUCAAGAACAGCAAUGUCCUUACCUUCUACAACCAUAUCCUCCAGUUCAAGCUGAUGGAUUCGUAUACUGGACAACAAAAGAUGUUCCAAAGAUCGUGUCUUUCUCUCUAGAACGAGAGAAGUUCUAUGUUCUGCCUCCACCACCAUGUUUUGAAGAUAAUCCUAAUCACGACUUUAGCUUAUGUGGCAUCAGAGGGAAACUCUUUGUAAUAAACUACAACUCACUUGAACCAAACAUGGAGAUUUGGAUGAUGAACGGCUCAAACGGGUGUGGUUGGGUUAAAACGCACCGUAUCAGGCUCAAAGGAACCUUGAUACGUUACUAUCCGUCGUUUCCGAUCAGGAUUCAUGAAAUACAAUCUGAUUUUGUGCUCUUCCAGGUUCUUUUUCCGAGUCGGAUAAAAAUUUAUUACAAGAACAAGAAUGAAGUCGUUGACUUUGGGGAAUCAAUCGAAGAGUUACAGUUUUGUCAUUAUACUGAUGGCCUUUUGUCUCUCUAA
Messenger RNA from Thlaspi arvense, 1113 nucleotides. The record is from the annotation of a GenBank genome assembly. NCBI's taxonomy places the organism in Eukaryota, Viridiplantae, Streptophyta, Magnoliopsida, Brassicales, Brassicaceae.